CACGACCAAAAAGUAAUGCGGAACUGGUGCGUUCAAAUUGGGGAACAGGAGUCGAGCUAUCGCAAUCUCGUGAAAUAUUAAAGAAAUCUGACUAAAUAAGAUGCAAAUAUGUAUUGCAAUACAUUUGGACGCUUCGCUUGUAGGGUCUUUCGUGAGUCAAGAUUCCAAUGUCCCAUGAACAAGGGACAAGGCACAAUGUCAAAGCGUCUCGCCACCUGGACGUCAUGCAAACACUACAAGCAGUUUCUUGAACGCCAUUUGUCUAAUCUAAAGUUUAUGGGAGUCGCAACUAGACUUGUCCAACAUGUACGGACAGUUUCGCACAGUACUCUCGACCCGGCCGAGGUGAGGAAGUUCCAGGCUAUGGCCAACAAAUGGUGGGAUCUUCAGGGUGACUUUGCUGCGCUUCACUCGUUGAACGACCUGCGAGUGCCAUUCAUCCGGGAUAAUCUGUUGAAUGUACACAGUGUGCAUCCUAUAAGCAAACCCCUGGCUGGACUAAGAAUCCUGGAUGUUGGCUGUGGUGGCGGUUUACUUACUGAGCCACUGGGCCGGCUGGGUGCUGUUGUGUUGGGUAUUGACCCUGUGGAAGACAAUGUGCGUAUCGCAGAGCUGCAUGCCUCCCAUGACCCAGUGCUGCAGGAUCAUGUGCAGUACCGGGCCUGCACACUGGAGGAGCUGGCUGACGAGGAGGAAGAGCACUUUGAUGCAGUGCUGGCAUCUGAGGUGCUUGAACACCUAGCUGACCUCGACACCUUCAUCCACUGCUGUCACUGUGUGCUGAAGCCUGGUGGCUCUCUCUUCAUCACCACCAUAAAUCGCACACAGCUCUCUUAUGUGUCGAGCAUUGUGCUCGCUGAGUGGCUGCUCCGAAUCGUCCCCGGAGGAACUCAUGACUGGGACAAAUUCAUCACCCCUGUGGAGCUGGAGAGAUUGUUGGAGUCCUCUGGUUUCUGUGUUGAGUCUCUCCGGGGUAUGUUCUAUAACCCCGCCUGUGGAGCUUGGAGCUGGCAGAAGAGCACAGCUGUGAACUACGCUCUGCAUGCUCUCAAACAGAGGGCGGAGCCCCAGCAAGACCACAUCCAACCCGAGAGCGAUGGGCUGGAUGCGUCCGCCCACACUGAUGGUCCGCACCAAUACAACAUCCGUACAGCUGGGAGAGACACACACACUCACACUACAUAGUGCUCAUUAGGGGUCCUCGGGAAGUGUAUUUCAAUUUCUGAAGAUUAUAAAGAAAGGUGAAAUCUUUGUGUAAAACUCUCUCUGUUCCCCAGCACAAUCACACACACAGCCUCAGCUACUAUGUGAUGCUAACCUUGAUGACAUCAACUUUUCUAAAUGCAUUAAAGCACUGCUUCUUAUGUACUGUAUGAAUCACAGAUUACUUAUAUUUUAAGACCCGAUACAAUUAAUCAUUUUUCUUGAAUUAUGAUCAUUGCCAGCAAACAUUUGGUUUGUUUGAUGACUAUACUGUUGAAACAUACAUUAGACAUGAUGUUUACACCAGGGUGCAGCUUCAGGGUUGUGGUGCAGCCAGAUGCUGUGUAUGGUGUUGUGUACAAAACCUUGCAGACGUUGCAGUCUGUUGGACAGUCUUUAAAUAUAAGCCAACUGUGUCAGUGUGUGGAGUCCUACAGUACAUAUACAACUUAAGCAUGGGACUGUAGAAGAUCUUAGUGCUUUAUAAGACAUUGUGAAUACUCCCAGUACCAAAGAUCAAGUACUCUGAGGAACUAAACAACUAUAGACCUUUAGCACUGACAUAACAUUUUAUGAAGUCACUGCAGACACGUCCUGGGUCACCUCAGGUCACAUGUGGGUGCAGUAUUGGACCCCUUACAGUUUGCCUAUCAGCUGCAUGGGAAAGUUGAAGAUGCCAUUAUUUAACUGUUACACAGAACCUACUCACACCUGGAGAUAGCAGGGAGCACUGAGAGUCAUGUUCUUGGAUUCUCUAGUGCCUUCAACACCAUCCAGCCCCUCCUGCUUAAGGGACAAGCUGAGGAUGGACAUUGCCCUGGUAUCAUGGAUCAUGGACUACCUGAUUGGCACGCCCCAAUAUGUGCAGCUAUAGAACUUAUUGUUAUUACAUGGGUGUAUUAAGGAGGGGAGGGAUGAACAGCUGAUGAACAGCUUUUUGGACUUGUGUCAGCACAGCCAUCUCUAAAUAAACACCAGAAAUGCAAAGGAUUUGUAACUGCAGUAGCAUCCAACUUUAGUUGGGGAUUGUAUGUAAUGUGAAAUUGCCACUUGUCUUCAAAAUCUAUGAACAUGAUUUGCCCUCUG
Molecule: messenger RNA, 2289 nt
Organism: Electrophorus electricus (electric eel)
Lineage: Eukaryota; Metazoa; Chordata; Actinopteri; Gymnotiformes; Gymnotidae
Gene: coq3
Product: coenzyme Q3 methyltransferase
Biological process (GO): ubiquinone biosynthetic process
Cellular component (GO): mitochondrion
Molecular function (GO): 3-demethylubiquinol 3-O-methyltransferase activity; polyprenyldihydroxybenzoate methyltransferase activity
Source: RefSeq, a predicted model, not a curated record